ACGCUAAAGACCCGCCCCCUGCGGCCCAGGUCCCGCCCCUCGUGUCCUCGCUGUCUGCGGCAGUGUUAAUAAAGUUGCAGCGGUUUGACAUUUGCGGUCAACAAGAUGGCUACCUCCAUGCUCGGCUCUCUGCUGCGGAUCGUCCGGCAGGUGGUUCCUUCAUCAGCUUCAGGCCAAGCUCGAAGUUACUAUGUCGACUGGAGAAUGCUGCGUGAUGUAAAGAGAAGAAAAAUGGCCUACGAGUAUGCAGAUGAGAGGCUACGGAUCAAUUCUCUCAGGAAGAAUACUAUUCUUCCAAAACACCUUCAGGAGGUGGCUGAUGAAGAAAUUGCUGCCCUUCCCCGGGAUAGCUGCCCCGUUAGAAUCAGAAAUCGAUGUGUCAUGACGUCCCGUCCACGAGGCGUAAAGCGGCGCUGGAGGCUCAGCCGUAUUGUCUUCCGUCACUUAGCUGAUCAUGGACAACUGUCUGGGAUCCAGCGAGCAAUAUGGUGAUCAGCUCCAGAACCUAAUGACCUUGCAGGAAAACCAUUUAGGCAAGAAGAGACUUUUGUAAUAGAUAAAAACCUGAUUUUUAUUUGAGUGUUCUGUCAGUGAAUAAUAUUUUUCUAAACAUUGUUCCCAAGCAUAGUGCAAAGAGUAAUAAAAAAAAAAAAAAAGUUUGUGAAAAUA
Bubalus bubalis (water buffalo) is the source of this 669-nucleotide messenger RNA. RefSeq names its product mitochondrial ribosomal protein S14 (gene MRPS14). The transcript is spliced from 3 exons. Gene Ontology annotation, biological process: translation. Lineage: Eukaryota; Metazoa; Chordata; Mammalia; Artiodactyla; Bovidae. Gene Ontology annotation, cellular component: mitochondrial small ribosomal subunit; ribosome. Gene Ontology annotation, molecular function: structural constituent of ribosome. The coding region runs from base 106 to 492 and encodes 128 amino acids. The record is from RefSeq and is a predicted model, not a curated record.